GCUAUCGAAAGCGAUAGAGAAUUUACUUCAUAAAAUCUAGCUUGAAAAAAGUAGUUCAUCUCAAAACCUUUUUAAGGAAAAUAUAAUUUCUUGCUGGAAUGUUUGAAUUGCAAUUAAUGGUGUUAAGUUCUAUUUUUAAAUAUCAAAUUAACUUUUCUAUUUUAUUACAUCAAAUGUGACAUUUUGAUUUACAGGUGAAAUAUUGAAUAAAACACCAGUAUGAUUAUGAAGUAAAAUACGUGGAAAUAUUUUCGACAUUGAGGGACAAUGAAAACGACAAGCGUUGCAUCAAAUGACCUCGGAACGAGCAAUAGUGGUACAGAAACAGAUAACCAUAAAGUGUUAGGCUAUCGUCAUUCAUUUGUGUUUAGCAGAAAACAUUUUGUUUGACGUAUAUUGGCCUCAUAAUGUGUACACAACGGAAAGAAUUUAUAUUUCUGCACCACUAACGUUUCUAUACUUUUCAAUACGUGUCAAGGAAGUUUUCUUUUUCUGUUCAUACCUGUAUACUUUCUAAUAAUAACUUAACUGUUAUAACAAGACAUUAUCUUGUUUCGAGUAUCAACAACGUUCGUAUCGGAGAUACAUUUUCGUACCACACAUGAAUGUUAUAAAUUGCAUCUCAGCCGAAUUGCUAUCUAAUCAUAAAGAGGUUGGGUUUUAAAAGAAUCAUUCAAAUACAUCUACUGCUAAGCAUAAAAAGAGAUUCAUAAAAAUGAAUAUGGGUAAUGUGUCACUUCAUGGGGAUUUUAACAAUGCAACAAACAUUUCUUGUUCUGUUCAUAUUGUUCCAGAAAUGAAAAUGGUUUCAAAAUUAAUACUAUUCUCGGUGUUUUCAGUUUUCAUAUUCGGAGCAAUAAUUUUAAACAUUCUUCUAAUAGUUCAAAUAAAUAGGAGAAAAAAACACAAGGAAUUCACAAGAUUUUUCUUGACAUCUAUGGCAGCAGCGGAUCUAUUUGUUGGAAUGACAUUGAUGCCAUUUAGCAUUGCAAAUGAACUCACUGAAAUGAAACAAUUUCUUGGACCUAGAACGUGUUCUUUAAUGAACAGUGCUGAUGUUAUGUUGACGUCCGCAUCAAUUAUUCACUUGUCAAUUUUAACAUUUGAAAGAUACAUUGCACUGUGUAGACCAUUCUCUUACAUGAGGAUAUGUUGCAGACGAAAUAUGAUUUUUCUAUUUCUUAUGUGCUGGCUUGUUGUAGCAACAAUUUCGUUUGGUUUCAUCAUGCCCGGAUUCCACCAUACUGGGAUCGAGAAACAUAUUCUCACAUGUAAUGUUCACGUUUUGGACAGGUGCAGACUGAUUGUGGGUAUAUAUUACGAACUUAUCAUCUCUGCUCUCACAUUUUUCAUUCCUGGGUUUUUGAUAUUAGGUUUGAAUAUUAGGGUUAUGAGCCAUGUUAGGAAACAAAGCAGGAAAAGAAAAUAUGUCCUUAGAAGUGAAUAUAAUCAUAACCAAAGGAACGGAAGUGAAACACAGAGCAUGCGCAUUGCAAGGACAAUAGCCAUUUUGACAGGAUGUUUCUUUGUUUGUUGGUUACCAUUUUUCAUUGUAAACAAAAUAAUUGUGUUUACAAAUUACAGCUUCCCUUACAUUGCAGAAGAAGUGGUAUUGUGGUUAGGAUAUGCAAAUUCAUCGAUGAACCCUUUACUUUACCUCCUGCUUCAAAGCAAAUCGUGUAUAGGGAAACGAUAAAUUCAAACAUUUAAAAUUAUGUAUAUUUCAUAGAAAUUGAUAUGAGAUGGUAGACGCUUUGGAAUUUAUCAUUGACGUUUACAUGAUUUAGAUAAAUGUGUAUAUUACAAAUUGCAUUUUUGAUAUUAUUUCAAUCAGGAAGCAGUAUUGAAUGCUUUAUGAGCCAAUACAUUUGUACCUUUAGAACUCUAUCUGUCUUCUUUUCACGCUGCCUCACAUCUCUCAAGAGCAUUUUGGGCAGGGUACAUGUCGGCUGUAGGUGAAGAUAAAAGUAUAAACUGAAAGAAAGUUUUUCAGCGUUCGUAAGAAUCUUAAAUGUAGCAGGGGUGUUAAUACGUGAAUAUGAAGGAGUAAAAGUAGUAUAAAAGCAAAUACCAUUAAUUAGUACCUUAGCUAUGACACAAGGUCAGGCAGUGUUGCUAUACUAGGGGCAACCUAUUAACGUUGGGGAAUCUGAAGUGGAAAGAAUUUGACGGAGA
Molecule: messenger RNA, 2175 nt
Organism: Mercenaria mercenaria
Lineage: Eukaryota; Metazoa; Mollusca; Bivalvia; Venerida; Veneridae
Product: trace amine-associated receptor 1-like
Exons: 1
Coding region: 716-1696 (326 amino acids)
Biological process (GO): adenylate cyclase-activating adrenergic receptor signaling pathway
Cellular component (GO): membrane
Molecular function (GO): G protein-coupled receptor activity
Source: RefSeq, a predicted model, not a curated record